Messenger RNA from Gekko japonicus, 1093 nucleotides. RefSeq names its product HAUS augmin like complex subunit 7 (gene HAUS7). The record is from RefSeq and is a predicted model, not a curated record. Gene Ontology annotation, cellular component: HAUS complex. NCBI's taxonomy places the organism in Eukaryota, Metazoa, Chordata, Lepidosauria, Squamata, Gekkonidae. The coding region runs from base 53 to 943 and encodes 296 amino acids. Gene Ontology annotation, molecular function: microtubule minus-end binding. Gene Ontology annotation, biological process: centrosome cycle; spindle assembly. The transcript has 8 exons.
GUAUCCACCCCUCCAAGACGAGUUCUCAUCGCUCAAGGAAUCACAGAGGGAUAUGAAAAUUAAAGGAAUGGCAAAGCUGGGGUCCGACUUGAUGCUGUGUCGAGUUGAUGACCUGGAUCUCAUCGAGGGAAAGGCCGGCGUGGAGAGGCAGCUCGGCUUCCUCAAACAGCUCGCGGCGGUGAUUCCAGCACGGCAAAGUAUCGGGAUCUCCGACUCCGGAUCUUUCUCCAGCACAUUUUCAAGCCAAGAGGAAUCUUUCCGAGAGGUGGCGAGGAAGAACGAAAAAUUCCUGAAGCAGGUCUUCGGCAGCCCGAACCUUCAGGCCGUGCUGAGCCCGGAAUGCAACCCCUGGAGCGCGGAUAUCAAGCCCCUCCUGCUCGACGAAGAGGCGCUCCGGAAAAGGUCCCACCUGCCAGUGGCCUCCCAUGAGAGAACUCUGUUGGAGGUCUCAAAGGAGCUGGAGGAGACGACCGCUGCAUUGCAAGACCUAAGAGCACAGUGCUCCUUCGUGCGUGGGAGCCCGGCCGGUGCCGAACAGCCGCUUGACAGCGCGACGGCGCUGCAGACCCUCAAGCUGGCAGCCUCCGACUUCGGCCAGCUGCUGGUAGCCUUCGAGCAGGUGUACGAGAACGAGCUGCGGAAGCACUGCAAGCGCCCCGCGCCCCAGCUGAACCCCUGCGGCCCCCUCUUCAAAGCCGUGCAGCAGGAUCUUUCGCUCUGCUUGCAGGAGUUGACAAGCCUGGCCCAGGUCACGGAAACGUCGGAGAACAUCGCGGGUAUGGUGGACCGGAAGCACGAAGAGAAGCUGGUAUGGAGGGGCUCCGUGAAAGCCACGUUGCCUUCAAAGCUUGAAGAGCUGCAACAGAAAUACAAGGCCAUCCACGCCACGCUUCACAAACUGCCGGCGAUCCUGAGCAACGCAGAGGCGACCAUCUCGCUGUGAAAGGGAGGCUAGACCCAGAUGGUGGAAACCCUGCUUGUGCGCGUGUGUGUCUCCCCCACCCCCAGUACAUAAAUUAAUAUAAAAGAAAGAGCUUCUUUUUACUUUCCCGGUGUGUCCUCUCUGGUGGGGGUAGAAAGUGCCAUUAAAUCG